AUGGCGUCCCCUCCCUUCGACAGUAUCACCUCAUUCACAAAGACCUGGCACAAUGAUACCUACCCGUCCAUCUCGCCCACAAGACCAGAGCUUUCGGUCACCGGAAAGCACGUCGUCAUCACGGGCGGUGGUACAGGCAUUGGUAAGGCGGCCGCUAUUGCCUUUGCUCAGGCCAAUGCCAAGUCGGUCUCUAUCAUUGGGCGCCGCAUCGAUCGCCUACAGACUGCUGGGCAGGUCAUCGCGGAAGCCAACUCGCCGACCCAGGUCAUUUUACAGACAGGCGACGUCACCGACCGCGCGUCCAUCGAGGCGGCCCUGAGUGCAAUUGUCUCCAAGAUCAGGAGCAAGAUUGACAUAUUCCUCGACAAUGCCGGAAUGCUUCCAGAAGAGGCCCCUGUUAUCGGCUACCAGGAGGCAGAGAUCCGUCGAGGCUUCGAGAUCAACUUUCUCGGCCCAUUCAACUCGUUGCAGGCAUUCACCCCUUUGGCGGCUCCCGGUGCAAAGUUGCUGCACACAGGAUCUUCCAUCGGCCACUGGGCUCCUCUCCCAGAGGUUCCAGGAGUGUGGAACUACGCUGCCAUCAAGGGAGCGGCACAGAAGAUGCUCGAGUAUUACGCAUCCGAGAACCCGGAUAUUCAUGUGUCGAGUUUCCAUCCAGGCAUCGUCGGAACCGAGAUCAACCCAAGCAUCCCGAUUGGCCCAGACACAGUUGAGUUGCCCGGACACUUUGUCGUGUGGCUUGCGUCGGAUGAAGCUGCCUUUCUGAGAAACAAGUUUGUCUGGGCGAAUUGGGAUGUUGAGGAGCUCAAGGCUCGAGCGGAUGAGAUCCGGGUAUCAUCUCUGUUGACGGUAUCUCUCAAUGGCGUCGACGUUUAG
Messenger RNA from Fusarium keratoplasticum, 876 nucleotides. RefSeq lists its product as uncharacterized. The transcript is spliced from 2 exons. Gene Ontology annotation, molecular function: oxidoreductase activity. Bases 1 to 876 code for a protein of 291 amino acids. Lineage: Eukaryota; Fungi; Ascomycota; Sordariomycetes; Hypocreales; Nectriaceae. Gene Ontology annotation, cellular component: cytosol. The record is from RefSeq and is a predicted model, not a curated record.